Prorocentrum cordatum is the source of this 468-nucleotide messenger RNA. NCBI's taxonomy places the organism in Eukaryota, Dinophyceae, Prorocentrales, Prorocentraceae. The record is from the annotation of a GenBank genome assembly.
AUGUGCUGUGGAUGUUCUUCAAGUACGGACCUCCAUCUGAACCAGUACCUCUUCGACGGGGACAUCGUCGACAGGGGCGGGCACGCGCUCGAGAUCUUGCUGCUGCUGUUGGCGCUGAAGCGGGAUGACGAGAGCUGCGUGCACAUACUGCGCGGGAACCACGAGGACGACGCGCAGACUUGCAGCACCUACGGGUUCAGGAACGAGAUCCAGAGCAAGUUCGGCCAGGCUGGCGGAGACGCUGCGAUCAUGAAGACGUGCAUCUAUCAGGUCUUCCCGCACCUGCCUCUCGCCGCAGUGGUCAGCGAUGCGCACGGGCAGUUCUCGCUCUGCGUCGUCCACGGCGGUAUCCCUGUCGGUUGUCCAGGCCAGCUGCGGCGCCGCGCCUCUGCGAGGCGAGCUCUCGCAGCUGAACCGUCGCCAGCCCACAGUCCAGCUCAACCACUCGAAAAGACCCGGGCGGGGUAG